Messenger RNA from Onychostoma macrolepis, 2803 nucleotides. Its product is annotated as WD repeat-containing protein 70. The transcript is spliced from 18 exons. Gene Ontology annotation, molecular function: protein binding. Lineage: Eukaryota; Metazoa; Chordata; Actinopteri; Cypriniformes; Cyprinidae. Gene Ontology annotation, cellular component: site of double-strand break; nucleus. Gene Ontology annotation, biological process: regulation of DNA double-strand break processing. Bases 83 to 2020 code for a protein of 645 amino acids. The record is from RefSeq and is a predicted model, not a curated record.
CCAUCGAGAGGCUCGUGGCCGAGCAGCAGUGAGGGAGCGUCCAGAUGUCCAGAUGUUGUCCAGCUGCAGCUGCUGACUGUGAAUGAUUGUGCUGUUUGUGUGUCGUGUGCUUGAGCAGAAUAAACUGGACUCUCUGGCAGGAGACGCAGAUAUCUCGUCUGUCAUGGGCUUCUCGGGGUUCGGGAAGAAAGCUCGGACCUUUGACCUGGAGGCCAUGUUUGAGCAGACGAGGAGGACGGCCAUCGAGAGGAGCCAGCGUGUGGAAGAAGAGCGUCUGAAACACGCAGCGGAGGCCAGCAGCGGCUCGCAGAGAGACACGCCGUCCACGUCAGCUUCAGCAGCAUCCCUACGGAAGCAGAACCGUGUCAUCGGUCCUCCACUUCCUCCUGCGCUCGGCGCUCAGAUGGAGGAGGACGAUGAUGAUGAUGAUGAUGAUGAUGAUGAUGAUGAUGAUGAUGUGGUCGGGCCGCCGCUGCCGCCCGGAUACAAACACAGCACCGCUGAUGAUGACGAUGACGACGAUGACGAUGACGAUGAUGAUGAUGAUGACAAUCCAGUGAAGAAGAUCCCAGACACUCAUGAGAUCACGCUUCAGCACGGCUCUAAAAGCGUGUCCGCUUUGGCUCUGGAUCCGUCCGGCGCUCGUCUGGUCACCGGAGGCUACGACUACGACGUGAAGUUUUGGGAUUUCGCCGGGAUGGAUGCGGCGCUGCGUGCCUUCCGAUCCCUGGAGCCGUGUGAUUGUCAUCAGAUCAAGUCUCUGCAGUACAGCAUCACCGGGGACGUUAUUCUGGUGGUGGCCGGAAACUCGCAGGCCAAAGUUCUGGACCGUGACGGAUUCCAGGUCCUCGAAUGCGUCAAAGGAGAUCAGUAUAUUGUGGACAUGGCCAAUACCAAGGGUCACACAGCGAUGCUGAACGAUGGCUGCUGGCAUCCCAAAAUUAAAGAGGAGUUCCUGACCUGCUCCAAUGACGGGACGGUGCGGACGUGGGACCUGAACUCGGAGAAGAAGCACAAGGCUGUGUUCAAGCCUCGGUCGCUGCAGGGCAAGAGAGUGACGCCCACCUGCUGCACUUACAGCCGUGACGGCAAACUCAUCGCCGCCGCCUGCCAAGACGGGACCAUACAGAUCUGGGACAGGAACCUGAGCGUUCACACUAAGUUCCACUGCCGCCAGGCUCACGCUGCCGGGUCCGACACAAGCUGCCUCACUUUCUCUUACGACGGAGUAACCCUCGCAUCACGAGGAGGAGACGACACUCUGAAGACGUGGGACAUACGCAACUUCAGGAAACCUCUCGCUGCUGUCACCGGCCUGACCUCCUUCUUCCCCAUGACAGACUGCUGCUUCAGUCCGGAUGAUAAACUGCUUCUGACGGGAACCUCGGUGAAGAAGGACGAAGGGAACGGGAAGCUGCUGUUCUUUGAGCGGGAAUCUCUGCAGAAGGUCUAUGAGAUUGAAGUGGCCGAUGCGAGCGUCGUCCGCUGUCUUUGGCAUCCCAAGCUGAAUCAGAUCAUGGUGGGGACGGGGAACGGCCUGGCGAAGGUCUACUACGACCCGGUCAAGAGUCAGAGAGGUGCGAUGUUGUGUGUGGUCAAGAGCAAGAGGAAGGAGAAACACGCCGAGACGCUGACACAAGAUUAUAUCAUCACCCCACACGCUCUGCCCAUGUUUCGUGAGGCCCGGCAGCGCAGCACCAGGAAGCAGCUGGAGAAGGACCGACUGGAUCCGGUCAGAUCCCACAAACCCGAGCCGCCUGUGUCCGGACCAGGUCGAGGCGGUCGUGUGGCGGCUCACGGCGGGACACUGUCCUCCUUCAUCGUCAAAAACAUCGCCCUGGACAAAACCGACGACAGCAACCCGCGAGAGGCCAUCCUGCGCCACGCCAAAGAAGCGGCUGAGAACCCGUACUGGGUCGCCCCGGCCUAUGAACAAACGCAGCCGGAGCCGCUGUUUGCCGAGGAGGAGGAAGAGGAGGCCGACGAAGAUCAGCCCGAAUGGAAGAAACGCAAGAUCUGAGGAGGUUUCGUCUUCCGUUCAGACUCUGAGUUUGUGGCGUUCAGAGGAUUCUCUCACACACUUUCCAAACCUCGUGAACACACACAGUGCUAAGUCUGAGUCUGAGCAGAAAAUACAGCGUGUUGUAGUAAAACUGGUCUUUUUUUUUGUUAAAUGUCAUUUACAGCUCAUACAGAUGAUUCAUUAUUGUCUGAUUUAAUAUUUUGACAGGUUUUUCUUUUGCAUUUUUGUCUUUUAGAUUAUAAAUAAACCUGUUGUGUGGCCUGUUUCUCGUACAAACACCGUUUUCCGUCUUUUUUGGUAUUUGUGGGUUGAAAAGCAAAAAUGUGUGUGUUUUACAUUCGGUCAAGCUUUAGUAAAUAGAGUUGGAUAUUUAUAAUUUUUUGCUCGGAGCUGAAUGACAGUAGACGUACGUAUCGUGUGUCAGAUCACAUGUUUGCGUGACGCUCUUGCGUGUAAACAUACGGGACGUCACGCUAUCACAACACAUUCCUUUCCGUUGAAUGUCCCGAGCGUUGCUCCCCGAACGACUCCUCGUCUUCCCCCAUGAGUCACUGCGCUCUAUAAAUAUUUAUUUGAAAAAAAUCUUUAGAUACUUCGUUUGUUAUUAAAGCUCGAGCUCUUCAGGAUCUCAUUGUGUCUGAGAGAAGAUUUGUUUUCUGUUGGUUGAAUAUUUAGUGUGAUUUUAAUAUUCGGUUUAGUUUUUUUCAUUAGCAAUAAUUUUUUUACAUUUUUUUUUAUCAUUAGCAAUCAAUAAUUUGUUAACAUAUCACAUGUCAAUGU